ACUGCUGCUCUUAUUCCGCAAUGGAAAGUUUGAAAGUGUCUCACUCGAUGGCAAAUUUAGCUGCAAAAGAAAUGGUGAAAUAAUGCUGCGUAAACCUUUUAUACUCCACAAGAGCGUGGAGGAUGGGAACACGGACUCUGGAGCCGAAACUGCAGGAUCAGACUGCAGCAAAAUGUCUUGCAGUAGCAUUGACCUCAUGACUCGUGAUCCCUUACCAGUUGCCAUGCACCUGCUGGCCAACCCGGGUGACUCUCUCCUCCUCCAGCACACACUGGACCGCCUGCUUGAUUGGGUGUGUCCUGGUUUGCGCCUCUUUCACGUGUCCGAACGCGCCUGCCCGGUACGUGAGUACACCCGUGCUCACUUAUGUCCACCAACCAGCUACCCAUCUCUAGCGGUCACCUUUUUCCUGCACGAGUCCUACGGUGAAGAACGCAUCCUCCGGGUCCUUGACUUCCUCCAGCGCCCACCCUGGCAGUACCACCACACUGAGAAUGGCCAUGCGAGCUCUGAUGCCAUGCUCCGACCAUACCUGCUGCCUGGACGGGACUUCUACAGUCUUGGCCCGGGUAUGCCGGUGUGGGCUGUGCGUCCGGUGCAUUGUGGAGGUGAAGUGCUGCGCGUGACUCUGCACAGCGGACAUGAGAACUUUGAUGACGCUGUGAGGCUUUACGAGACAGUGCUGCGCUCGAGAGCUGAGGAGCAGAAAGCUGGGUUUUGCUGGUUUACCUUGCUGAAAGAGAGGACUUUCAGUCUGCAGCUAGCUCUCAAACAGCUGGCGCCUGGCGUGCGUGUGGAGACGUGCCACUCUGCUGUGCUGCAGUUCAAGGUGGGCGAGAUAGGCCAGCUUGUGCCCUUGUUGCCCAACCCGUGCUCACCUAUUAGCACCACCCGCUGGCAGACGGAAGACCUGGAUGGUAGCAAGAUCCUCUUUCAGGUUAAAGGUGGAACACAGCCACAGAGGCUCUUCACAUCAGCUUUUCCCCUAAACUGCCCUGCUCUUCCUCCGAGAUCGCUGUUAAAGUGCCCAGUCCCCAUCUCAGCCUCCCCGGGCACCAGGCUGUGCCAGCUUAAAGAGCGUGCUCUGGGUAACACUGCUGGAUCGCACAGAUUGGCAGGAGGUGCCACAGAGAGCUUUGGUUCCAGCAGUGCUUGUAGUACUCCUCCUGGCAGCUCCUGCUACUCAUCCCAGUGCAGCAGUCCUGCCCUUCUGUCCAUCAAUCCCUUUGAGCCUGUACCAUCUGUCACCUCCAGUGCAUCUGCAGCUCACCUGAUGCAGGAGGAGGACGAAGAGAAGGAGCCAGAGACAAACGUAGAUACAGGCUGCGCUGUCGGUAUACAGAAGCCGGCUUUGGACACACUAGCAAGAGAUCUGAGACGCUGCCUGCCAGAGGUACAGAGGACGUGGCGUGGAUCGGAAGGAGAGAGUCUGUCAGAUGCCAUGGCAGCACGGAGUCUCGAGCAAGAACAAGUGGACGAGUUCUUCAUCUGAUUGACCGCUCCAAAUCGUAAAUUAAUUAGAGCCGCACCAUCUUGAUACUGAGUAGCAUUAAAGCAGAUCCACUUUAUGCUGUGAAUACGUUUCACUGACUGACCCAACACAUGAACUUGGCUUAAAGCAGGUCACCAUCACCUCUGUUUGCAUAGCAGAACCUCAAAACGACUCAACUGCCUAGAACCAAGGCUGUGAGAUCUCUAUUAUAUUAAAAAAAAAAAAAAAACGAUACAGUGGGAUUACUGCAUCCUUAAAUAUUGUAUAAUCCUGUUUCAGUUCUUGUCAGCAAUUCCAGGGUGACGGAGUCAGGAACUUUUCAGGUCUGGCCAGUUUGGAACGAUGCUUUCUUAUACUGGGCAGAAUUGAAGGCAACGUUGCAUGUACCUCAAAUUCCGUUUACUGUCCAAGAGCUCCAAACGCUCCUCACUGAGGACUUGAUUUACAAA
Messenger RNA from Neoarius graeffei (lesser salmon catfish), 1941 nucleotides. Its product is annotated as protein FAM124B. Lineage: Eukaryota; Metazoa; Chordata; Actinopteri; Siluriformes; Ariidae. The transcript is spliced from 4 exons. Bases 83 to 1492 code for a protein of 469 amino acids. The record is from RefSeq and is a predicted model, not a curated record. Gene Ontology annotation, cellular component: nucleoplasm.